AUGUAUUUUAUCCAAAUUGUGAGGAGCAAAAUUUCUGGAGUUUCUGCAAGUGGUUCAUGCUUGCAAGAAGUAGCAAAGGAGGCAGAAGAGUUGCUGAAGCUUAUCAACCUUCCGUUGAUUGGUUGGUCAGAAGCUGCAGCUUCUUCCAAUUCGCACCCUCACAACAUUGAGGAGGAUGAGGAUAUAAUAAUGGUUGGUCGCGACACUGAGUUUUCAUGGACAAUGGAUGAUCUCCUUGAUACGUCUUCUCUAAAACGAAGUGUAUUCACAAUUGUUGGAGUCCCAGGCAUUGGAAAGACUGCUUUUUGUAAAAAAGUGUAUACAGACAUUGCGGUUGUAUCACAUUUCGACAUUCGAGCUUGGGUUACUAUUGGGCAAAGAUACAAUGGGAAUGUGCAACAGCUACUGUGCAACCUUCUUCAAUCAAUGAGGCCACCCCCCCUCCCCCUCAAUGACAUGAUGCUGCAGGGAAGCACUGUUUCUCAACUAAAAGAUCAACUGCACAAUCACUUGAAGAAAUGCAAAAGAUAUUUCAUUGUUUUGGAUGAUGUCCCUAACACUCUGCUUUGGGAUGAUAUCCAACAAUGUUUUCCCGUUGACUCAAAUGGAAGUCGGAUAUUGCUAACUACUCUUUUCAAGAAUGUGGCUAUCAAAAAUGGGAAUACCGUCCAGUACCUGCCUUACCUAGAUGACAGUGAGAGUUGGGUUCUAUUUUCCCACAGAUUUUCUCUUAAACAGCAUAUGACACCUAAAUUUGAAGAAAUUGCAAAGAAUCUUGUUGAAGAAUGCAAAGGAUUGCCGCGCUCAAUUGUUACAGUUGCAGACCGUCUAUCUAAAUGCAACUUCACAUUGAAGGAAUGGAAGAAGAUCGAGAAAGAGUUAUUGUCAUUGGGAAUUCUGCAUAGAGAUACACAGCACUCAAGUAAGCUUACCAACAUUUACAAUCGUUUGCCACAACAUUUAAAAGUUUGUUUUUUCUAUUUUGUGGUAUUUCCAAAACAUAGUGAAAUCAAUGCGAAAAGGCUUAUUAAGUUAUGGGUUGCUGAGGGAUUUGUGAAGCCAAUGAAGAAUAUGCCAUUAGAAGAUAUAGGUUACAUGUAUUUAAUGGCUCUUACAAAGAAACACAAAAAGAAGGUCUUUUAUGUGCAGCAAAUACUCAACAAUGUAUUGGAUGGUCAUCAGACAUACUCGCAAAUUCAUGUCGGUGGUUAA
This is a messenger RNA of Ipomoea triloba (trilobed morning glory), 1212 nucleotides long. RefSeq names its product disease resistance protein RPM1-like. NCBI's taxonomy places the organism in Eukaryota, Viridiplantae, Streptophyta, Magnoliopsida, Solanales, Convolvulaceae. Gene Ontology annotation, biological process: defense response to other organism. The record is from RefSeq and is a predicted model, not a curated record. Gene Ontology annotation, molecular function: ADP binding. Bases 1 to 1212 code for a protein of 403 amino acids. The transcript is spliced from 3 exons.